This is a messenger RNA of Trichobilharzia regenti, 1757 nucleotides long. NCBI's taxonomy places the organism in Eukaryota, Metazoa, Platyhelminthes, Trematoda, Strigeidida, Schistosomatidae. The record is from the annotation of a GenBank genome assembly.
AGUCGCAAUCUCAGCGCUCAUUUGAAUUGCUGAAAGCCGACCAUGAAUGCUGAUAACAUUAUUAAAAUCUGCCUGCCUAUAUUCAUUGGACUUACUGUACGUUCAGCAAUCAGUCUCCAUUCAUAUUCCGGGCAAGGUAAACCGCCUAUGUAUGGUGAUUAUGAAGCCCAACGUCAUUGGAUGGAAAUAACCUUCAACUUACCGCCUACUGAAUGGUAUACAAAUACAACACAAAAUGAUUUAAACUAUUGGGGCCUAGAUUAUCCUCCGCUAACUGCCUAUCAUAGUUGGUUAAUGGGUGCACUAGCCAGUCUGAUAAACAAUGAAUGGGUUCAACUGUAUAAAUCAAGAGGAUUUGAAUCGAAAGAGCAUAAGCUUUUUAUGCGAUAUACUGUAUUCAUUGCUGACCUAUUGAUUUUUAUCCCAUUUGUUAUCGUGUAUUUCUAUUCUGUGUUGCCUAGGAUUGUAAAUACUGAUGUCAAUAGACUUAAACAAAUUAGUGGAUUUUACUCGGCAUGUUUAAUGUUAACUUAUCCUGGUAUUAUCCUGAUAGAUCAUGGACAUUUUCAGUAUAAUUGUAUUAGUCUUGGUUUAUAUUUAGCUAGUGUGAAUUGUCUACUAUUACAAUGGGAUAUAUUUGCUUCUAUAUUAUUUUGUUUAGCUUUGUGUUAUAAACAAAUGGAAUUGUAUCAUUCAUUGCCAAUAUUUUUCUACCUACUUAGCGUUUGUUUACAUAAAAGCACACUGCGUGAUGGUGUAAUACACUUCAUCAAGUUAGGAUUAACUGUCCUCUUGACUAUAUCAUUAGUGUUUACACCAUUUCUGUUAACCACAAAUGAUGCAAAUAGUGUAUAUCAAGUAAUUAAACGUUUAUUUCCAUUGGAUCGUGGUAUUUAUGAGGAUAAAGUGUCAAACUUUUGGUGUGCUACAUCACCAUUAGUCAAAUGGCGGUCAUUAUUCCCUCCCGCCUCGUCCGCAUUGUCCUCACCAUCAUCGUCUCCAUCUUAUGAACUUGUAUUAAUUAGCAUUUUACUUGUAUCCAUCACAUGUCUUCCAUGCUGUUUAAUUUUAUUAAAAAAAUCAACAAAUCAACAGAAAAAAUUGUUAAUCUCUUUAGUCAUCUGUUCAUUAGGCUUUUAUUUAUUUUCAUUUCAAGUUCAUGAAAAAUCUAUUCUACUUGUUACUAUUCCAGUACUAUGCUUACUCCCUAUCUAUCCAGCAUCAUCUUUUCUAUUCUCUUUAUGCUCUGUAUUAAGUAUGUGGCCAUUAUUGAAAAAAGAUGAAUUAAAACUGGCUAGUUUAUCAUUGGUUUGUAUUUAUUGCAUUCUUGGAUGUUUUAUUGUGUUUAGAAAUAAUCAUAGUAAUAAUAAUAAAAAUAAUAGCGAUAAUACUAAUCAUGGGAAGCAUAAUACGGAUAAAACAUUGCAAAAAACCAAUAGUUCUGAUAGUAUUAUAAGUAGUAAAAUGUCUUCAGUAUUCGCUUAUUGCGUUAUUCUUCUCGGUUAUAGUAUUUUAAUCGUUGGGGAUAUGUUUAUUACACCGCCUCAAGCCUAUCCAGAUCUAUUUCCAUUAUUGUUUUCAAUGUAUUCAUUUGCAUUGUUCUUCUUAUUCCUUUUGUAUUGGCAGUGGAAAGUGAUUUUUGACUAAUGUGUGUACUGUACUACUUACUUACUACUAGCUGUUUGGUUAUUUAUUUAUUUACUUAUUUGUUUUUUUUUAAUUACUGAAAGGUAAUAAAUAAUUUCAUCAUUGUGGGA